Molecule: messenger RNA, 1197 nt
Organism: Rhopalosiphum maidis (corn leaf aphid)
Lineage: Eukaryota; Metazoa; Arthropoda; Insecta; Hemiptera; Aphididae
Product: farnesol dehydrogenase-like
Exons: 7
Coding region: 262-1029 (255 amino acids)
Source: RefSeq, a predicted model, not a curated record
CAUUUGUUACUCACUAUAAUAUUAUAAUAUAUUAUCCCAUAAACACACUAUAUGAUUGACUUAUACCCACUCGACACUUUUUACGUAUCCAGAUUAUUACUUAAUGUAUUAAAAUGACACACGGCCGACAGUUUGACACUAACUAUCAACACGAGCGAACUCAACAAUACACGUAUUAACAGCCGUCUUCCAAAACACGAUCAGUUUACGCGGUGGACAUAUGGUGAUAGAGGAGUGAGCUGAAAUACAAUUUCAACAAAAAUGGAUAAAUGGGUGGGAAAAGUCGCCGUGGUUACGGGUGCGUCGUCUGGGAUCGGAGCAGCUACGUGUAGGCGACUGGUUGACAGCGGGAUGAUCGUCGUUGGUUUUGCCAGGAGAGAAAACAGGCUAGAGGAAUUACGACAAACGUUGACUGGUAAACCAGGUGAAUUUCAUUAUUACAGAGUCGAUUUGUGUUCGGAACAAAACAUCCGAGAAGCUUUCGGUUGGGUAAAAAGUACGUUGAAAUCGGUUGACGUAUUAGUAAACAACGCUGGAGUUUGGAAAAAUUGUGACGUUUUAGGAAAUACACAAGACUGGAAACUGAUGUUUGACACUAACGUGUUAGGACCGAGCAUUUGCAGUAAAGAAGCCGUGAAUAUCAUGAAAGAGUUGAAAAUCAAUGGUCAUAUAAUAAAUAUAAAUAGUGAUAUUGGUCAUUAUCCACCAACGUUAAUGGCCAACAUGUCUGUCUAUAGUGCAACCAAAUUCAGUAGCGUUUCAAUAACUGAAAGUUUACGAGAACUUUUAGCCUUACAAAUGUUACCAAUUAGAGUCACUAGUAUCAGUCCGGGAUUAGUGGAUACCGAAAUGGCUGAUGAUAUGGUCGAUGCACUAAAACUGAAGCCCUCAAACAUAGCUGAUGCAAUCGUAUAUGCUUUGGCUACUCCGCAAUACGUUAACGUUUCUGAAAUUCUUAUUCGACCAACAAGUGAAACAAUGUUACCAUUUAUUAAGGAUGCAUUUCAAGAAUUAAAUAUUAAAUUGUAAUUGUACACGAUGUUUAAUCGCUAAUUAACAUAUUUAACGCAAUUAUCUUAAUGUACAUUGUAUUUGGUGUAUUUUAAUCGUUUUGGAAAUGUGUUAAAACAUUUAUUUUCAAGUUAUUUCUUGGUAUUUUACUGUAAUGCCUAAAACUAAACAUUAAAUUUAAAAAAA